UUUAAUUUUUUAUCUCAAGCCUGAAGGUUGACGCUUGACACAGAGGUAUCAAGAUAUUUUUGCGGACUCCACGGCUCUGAAUCAAAGUAAUCGAUCUAUGACUCUGAGGCGGUUUCUGCUGGAAUCGGAACGAGCCAUCGUUCUACCUUUUGAUCUUGAUCCUUAAAUCUGUGCUAGUUCAGCGGUGUUUUUGAUAUUCUGCAAAGUGGUGGUGGUGAAUUUUGCAGCACAUGCAGCUCUAGGGGAUGACGGCAGAUUAUUGUUUUGUUAUUAUCCGGUUUGAGAUUAGGGUUUAGGAAGAAAUGGGUGAAUUUACUGUAAGUAGUGAAGAUGCAAUGGAAGUGGUGUUGCAGGAGGAGGAAGGGGAGGGAGAGACACAGGAGGACAAGAAGAAGGACAGCUCUGCAACUAUGGUUAAGUGGGAGGAAAUUUUUCCUCGGAUGUUUCUCAGAGUACUGUUGGUUGAAGCCGAUGAUUCGACUAGGCAGAUUAUCGCCGCACUUCUCCGAAAAUGUAGUUACAGAGUUUCUGCAGUUCCAGAUGGCUUAAAGGCAUGGGAAGCACUGAAAGGGAGACCUCAUAAGAUAGAUCUCAUUUUGACAGAAGUUGAGCUGCCAUUAAUAUCUGGAUUUGCUCUUCUGACUUUAAUAAUGGAGCAUGAGAUCUGCAAAAAUAUUCCUGUUAUAAUGAUGUCCUCACAUGAUUCAAUUAGCAUGGUUUUUAAAUGCAUGUUGAGAGGUGCUGCUGACUUUCUCAUCAAGCCUAUCAGGAAGAACGAGCUAAGAAACUUGUGGCAGCAUGUCUGGAGAAGACAGACUUCAACAGGUAGUGGACAUGGUCAUCAAGAAGGGAGACCUGUACAACAGAAAGUUGAAGCUAUUUCUGAAAACAAUGCUGCAAGUAAUCAUUCAAGCGAUUAUGUUGCUAGAACACAGAAAAAUAAGCAGUGUAGUGAGAAAGGAAGUGAUACUCAAAGCUCUUGUACAAAGCCAGACAGACAAGCUGAGAAUGCCUACAUACAAAAUAUGCAGGAUCAAUUGCAGCCAAAACGUAGGAGUGCUUCUCCUGUGAGUGACAGCCACAUACAAAAACAUGGAGGGUGCAUUGAUCAGAACUUGCUUGUUCAUGAGAAUAGAACAGAAGGAAAAGACCAGGAUUAUGUGAGAAUGAUUACCCAUUCUGAUGAUGUUGCUCCAGAAACUCAAAGUGAAGAUGUUUAUAUCAAUACCAAGACUCAGAGUGGCUACCAUGAAAAGGUGCCUCUGAGAGAGGCAAUUGACUUGAUUGGAGCAUUUGAUAACCACCGAAGUUAUGAUAAUACCUACAGGACAGUUCAAGAAGUUGUUUCCUGUGAUACAAAAAUUAAAUCUGGUUUAGAUGAUGAUCAAUUGGGCCCUACCCCACUAUUGGAGCUUUCAUUGAGAAGAUCCUAUACCAUUGAUCCUGAGAAACAAAGGACUGACAUAAGGCAUGCAUUAAACCAUUCAAAUUUCUCAGCCUUUUCAUGGUAUAAUAACAGAGUUAUGCAGCAAUGUGUUCCAUUAUCGGCCAGUUGUGCUACUGAACAAAGUGAACGUUCAAUUAACUCCGAUAAACAGUUGUCAAGACAAGAUAAUGCAAAAACUUCUGAUGCUUCUCAACAGAAUGGUAUCAGUUCGAAUAAUAAUCAUGAAUCUAUGACCUCUCUCGUUCGUCAGUCUGGCCCAUCUGAAACAGUAUUUCGAUGCUCUCCACUAGGGGUUGUUCAUAUGCCAGUUUCAGUUAGGAGUAUGACAUUUGAUGAUUUACGUUCAAGCUAUGGUGCUCUGAUUCCACCUAUAUUUUAUACACAAUCAAGUCCAAUUCCAGUAUGGGGUCAAAGCAGCCCAGUCAACCAGUGGGAACUCACUGUGCCCCUGAACUCAUCUCUGCAUUCAAAUCCUGAAACUUGCAAUUCCAGACAAGGUUACCAUCCACAUAGUCAAAAUGAAAAUUAUGCUAACAAACAUAAAGUGCAUGAGCUGGAGGAGCACAAUAUGGAAUCUGCAGAGCAUCCAGGGGAUGUUUCACCUGCAACUGGUAAUAGUGCAAGUAGUAGUUUAUGUAAUGGUGCUGUUAGCCAUCUUAACAGCAGUGGUUGUGGAAGCAUUUGCAAUGGAAGCAAUGGGAAUGUCACUCCAGCUGCUGCUGGUAGGACUACUACAGAGAGUGAGACUGAUGAGUGCAUCUUCAUUCAUGAUGGGAUUAGGGGAAUAAAUUCUCAUCGCUCUACUGAAAGAGAAGCUGCUCUCACUAAGUUUCGGUUGAAGCGGAAAGAGAGAUGCUAUGAGAAAAAGGUUCGGUAUCAGAGCAGGAAGAAACUUGCGGAGCAGCGUCCCCGAGUGAAGGGACAAUUUGUUCGCCAAAUGCCCAUGCAACCUUCCAUCUGCUGAUUUUGUUCCUUUAGUUGAUUCGUUUUUGAGAGUGGACGAGAUCUUUCCACCCCAUCGGGGGGGUUGGAGCCAUCCCUGAAUGUGAUGUGGAUGGACCACUGUUGCGGAAUUUCUCAGAUUAUGUAGUUUAAAUUAUAUGCACCUUUUGUUUUGUUGACAGUUGUGCAAGUAGAAAGAUGGUGAGGAUAGGAGUUGUGAAGAUGCCUGUGAAUAUCUUGUUUGGAAUGCAGUCUUUUAUUUUAUAGACUGUAAAUAGUAUUGUAACUAGUCACAGCUCACAGGUGCUUUUCUCUGUCUCUAGUGUUUUUUUUCCCAUAUUUUUUCUUGUAGGUCAGUUCUUGUAGUAUUAUGUGUAUAUCGGUGGAUAAUUCGACUCCUAGGCUUGCAACUUGCAUUCUUGUAAAUGUAUUGAUGCUUGGAUAGGGAUUGUUGUAUUCAUGAAUUCAUGCUUCCACAUUA
Messenger RNA from Nelumbo nucifera (sacred lotus), 2870 nucleotides. RefSeq names its product two-component response regulator-like protein (gene PRR5). The record is from RefSeq and is a predicted model, not a curated record. Gene Ontology annotation, molecular function: protein binding. Gene Ontology annotation, biological process: phosphorelay signal transduction system; cytokinin-activated signaling pathway. Lineage: Eukaryota; Viridiplantae; Streptophyta; Magnoliopsida; Proteales; Nelumbonaceae.